Molecule: messenger RNA, 864 nt
Organism: Aspergillus puulaauensis
Lineage: Eukaryota; Fungi; Ascomycota; Eurotiomycetes; Eurotiales; Aspergillaceae
Exons: 6
Coding region: 1-864 (287 amino acids)
Source: RefSeq, a predicted model, not a curated record
AUGGCCAAUCUUGACCACUGGAGUACAGUCCUGGUGGUGGUUCCUAUCGUGGGCAUUUCUGUAGCUACCCUGUUCUUCUUCCUACGCCUGGUUAGUCGGCGACUUUCGCAGCAGAGGUUAGAUAUUGGUGACCUUUUCAUGGGUCUUGGGCUGUUGUUCUGCUACGCCGUGAGCCUAAGUACUAUCAUCGCUGCAUUCAGUGGUAAAGGACAAGAUGUAUGGAGCUUGGAUGAGAGGUCCAGCACAAGUAGCCGGAGGACGUUGCUAUUCUGGCUGACGCAGACAUUCUGGCCGGUGUCCCAGACGUUUGUUAAGUUAUCCAUAAUCAUGCUCCUUCGCCAACUUGUCGGUCGAGUGCCUCGGUGGCCGGCCUUGCUUGCUAUCCUUAUCGUCUUCAGCAUUAGCUGGGGCAUUACUGCAUUCUUUGGCAAUAUUUUCCAAUGCUCCCCACCAGAGUACUUCUGGCGUGCACCUUAUAUCAGAGGCUCAUGUAUGCGCGGGCAGAUGACCUUCUAUAUGGUCAUCGGCACAUUGUCACUCUUUGAAGAUGUAGUGCUCCUGCUUCUGCCGAUUUCUAUUGUAUGGAGGCUGCGGAUGGGCAUCCAGCAAAAGCUGCAGGUCACCGGUCUGUUCUGCCUUGGGGGCUUAGUCUGUAUAUUUAGCCUCCUUCGUGUGAUUGCGUUUCACAACUAUCUUACAAAGACCGCUUCUUCCAGCGGCUCCAAAGAAGCUCUAUGGACAGUCCUUGAGCUCGACGUUGCUAUAAUAUGCUCUUCUCUCGUGCUGAUGCGACCCUUGCUGGCUCGACCAUGCUUGAAUUGGAUACACUGUGGCAGGAAUUCAUCCUGUACAGAGGUCAAAUAA